Messenger RNA from Caenorhabditis auriculariae, 2587 nucleotides. NCBI's taxonomy places the organism in Eukaryota, Metazoa, Nematoda, Chromadorea, Rhabditida, Rhabditidae. The record is from the annotation of a GenBank genome assembly.
AUGACUAUGCCAAAGUUUGAGCUCAUCGGGAUUGAAGCGAAUAAAAAUGGUUGGGGACCUGUUUCCACCGGCGCGUCUACUGAUUCUGUUGUUCCUUUCCAGCAGUUCAACAAGGUUCAAAAUUUUAAUUCUUUUAAAUGUUGAAAGCUUAUGAAAAACCAAUAUUUUUAGGCAGACCGAAUUGGGCGAGUUGCCGACUGGAUAGGAAUCGACCGUUUUUAUCGUCGAGUGAACGAUAGGUUUUCUUUUCACUUUAGAUGAAGUAUUUCUCAAAAAAAAAAAAAAGGAUUUCGAGCACGUUCAGUUUUAAUCUACGUCUUAGAUACAACGAGCGCAUGUAUGGUUCUGCAGCAAAUGCGGGUUCGCAAUUCGAUUACGUGCAUGGAAUGGACGACAACAACUUUCAGCUUGUAAUUUUUCUCUCGGAAACUUUUUCGGAAAAAAAAAUAAUAAAAAACCUGUAAUAUUUAGGUGGACUCUUCGAGACCUGUCCAACGCGGCACUCAGCGCAACUACCGAGCUCGCCAGCUUCAAAUCCGAAAGCUGAUGCAAAAGGAACAGGAACGUCGUGAACAGGCUAAUCAAGCCCAGAAUCUAAAGAUGAAGCGAAGCAUUGCGAAGUGAGAGAGAUACAGGGGCGAAGAAAUUUGCAAUUUUUUUCAGAGAGCAACAGCGAGCUUUCAAAAUGUGGCAGCGUCGUGGUGGAAAUGCGCGCCAAGGGCCGCGAGGAGGUCGUGGAUUUGGGAAUGAACGUCCCAAGGUAGCACCUAUAUCCCUUUUUCAUUGAUUGUUAAUACUGUUUUCAGGAACGUCUUCCAUCUGUUGCUGUCCGUCCAGAAUGGGUUGUCAUUGAAGAAAUGGAUUUCCCACGCUUGUCGAAACUUUCCCUCCCUGGAAUCAACAAUGGAGAAGAUGUCAAUGAUCAUCAAUACGGCACAUUACAAUUCUACGACAAGGUUUUUUACAAUGCUAAUUCUUGUGAGAAAUUAAAAUUUUUCAGGGUGUAGAUAGAAUAUCGGUCAAAAAUUCUGCAGCUCUUCAAAAGUGCGCGGGCUUGUUCUACAACAUUACCACAACUGAAGACCCAAUCAUUGAAGAGCUGGCCCAGAAAGGAGUCGGAAACGUGUUUGCUACGGACAUUAUUCUGGCUACGCUGAUGGCUUGUCCACGUUCGGUAAUUUUUUUUUCUAUCUACAAAAGAGAUAAAUUAUCAGUUCGAAAAUUAGUUUUAGGUUUAUUCGUGGGACAUAAUUGCUCACCGUGUCGGUGACAAGCUGUUUUUCGACAAACGUGAUACGGGCGGUUUUUCGAAUCCUGUCGACACGCUGACAGUCUCCGAGACGAGCAGCGAUCCUCCGUCGUUCGAGGGCGGAGGCAUAAACAAUUCUAAAGUUUCAUAUUCUGUUCACAAUCUGUAAACUAGACUUGUAAAUUCAGGACCUUGCCACGGAAGCCUUUUACAUUAACCAAAACUUUCGACGUCAAGUUGUGAAGCGCAACGAGGAAAGCCUUAAAAUGAAGCACGCCUCGGCUCCUUUCGAAGAACAGGACGCUGGAGAAUCGGGAACAACUUACAAGUAUUCUCAUUUACGGUUUAAUGAUAUGAAUCUCACUUAUUCACAAGGUAUCGCAAGUGGAAUUUGGGGGUCGGCUCGAAUGGAAAGCCGGUUGAACUAGUGUGCCGCACCGAGUUGGACGGCGUUAUGGUAUCGAGUGAAAAAAAGACAUUUGACCGAUUUUAACAGUUGGGUCCACAUGGAGAACAGCAAACCCUGACCAUCAAGGCAUUCAACGAAUGGGACAGCUCACAGUCGGGAGGUGUCGACUGGAGGUUUGAAUAAACCAUGUGUGAUCGCCGAGUCAAACUCAACUCUGUUUAGAACCAAACUCGACGUUCAAAAGGGUGCCGUUCUGGCGACGGAAAUCAAGAACAAUAGUUGUAAAGUUGCCAAAUGGACCAUUCAGGUUUAGGUGAAGAUCUAUGAAAUUUCAAAAUUGAAAUUUUCCAGGCACUGCUUUCGGGCUCAGAUGCAAUGAAGCUUGGUUAUGUGUCGCGAGCAUCCGUCCGCAACACGGCUCAGCAUGUGAUUCUUGGAACUCAGCUGGUCAAGCCAGGCGAAUUCGCCAACAACAUUGCGUUGAACCUCGACAAUGCGUGGGGUAUUCUGCGCUGCAUCAUCGAUAGGUGAGCUGUCUUCAAUAUAUGGAGCACACUAUCGAAGCUGGCCAUACGCGAUAUAGCAAAAACUUCUUCCUGCGACCUAGUUAGAGUCUCGCUGCCAUAUCGCUAUUCUCAUAAAUUUGGGAUUUGAAAAACAAUUUUUCAGCUUUUUUUUUUUGACUUUUAUGAUGAAACCACAGUGAUGGAAGAGCGAUAUAGCGCAAGAAAUUUUUGAGAUAGCAGCGAUAAGUCGAGUUUGAUUUCAACUAUCGAGAAUUGUCAACUUACAGCUGUAUGAAGCAGCCGCCUGGGAAGUACCUUCUUAUGAAGGAUCCUCAGUCGCCUGUGGUACGACUUUACUCUCUCCCUGAAGGCACUUUCGAAAGUGAUCAUGAUAGCAGCGAAAACGAGUCUGAUGAAGACUGA